AUGGGUCAAAUAGCGAGAGCAGCACUUUCGUCAGUGCUGUCCGCGGCAGUGGUUUCGGCGCAGUCAAGCUGUAUUUCUCUGCAGGGAUCGACGACAUGUUCAGCUUUUCAGUCAGCAUCCGUUUCGACUACAGGCUUUGUGGCGGGGAUUUUCCCCUUCCUUCAAUAUGUGUCCAGCAGAGAAACAUUUGAUCAGCAGAUGUCGUCUUAUCUUGAGACAACAUACGUGCGGGAGAAGUAUCAAACACUACUUGGCUGUAGCAACGUCAAUCUUACCAACCCGGACGAGCUAUAUGCACGUUUCACGGCUACAGUUGUCUGCAACUCAAUUGUUCAGAAUUCGAUCGACGCAUGCAAUUUGACUGCAUCCAACUCACGACCCGUGUGCGCCGACACUUGUGCCGAAUUCGCACAAAGUGAGGCUCUGCUCACCUCGGACAGCAGUCUCUGCGGUAACCCGGGCAGCAAUCUCGUCAAUCAAAUUCGAGCAGACUUCACCAACUGCGCUCUGCCUGCCGGCUCUCUGUCAUCUUCCAACUGCAUUCAAGGCGUCGCCAACGAGAAGGAGAACUGUGGAUACGGCAACAGCACCGUGGGAUUGUGCUCCUAUUGCGCAUCUGGUGGUAUUAACUCUACUGACACAUGCUGCUACAACUCGAACAUCGACCAGCGUUGUGCCGGAGUCACGCUACCCUCCAUUUUCCCUACUAUGACCUUCGCACCCCCAACGGCAACGGCGACCCCGAGCCCGUCAAAUACGGCAGCUGCAUCCAAAGAACUAUCAGGUGGUGCCAUUGCCGGUAUCGUUAUCGGCAGCGUGGUAGGCGCCCUGUUGCUUGCCGGCCUCAUCUUCGCAUGCAUCUUGCUCGCCAAAAGAAGAAGACGUGGGAGCCAGAAAGGCAGUGUGUUCAACCAACCGUCACCCUCUAGGCAAGGACCGUCUACGGUUAAGAUAGCGCCGGCCCAGACCACGAGCGGAUACGAAGUCUUGCCCGGCGGCCGAAUCGCCCGAAUGUCAGCUUUGGAGAGCGCAUCAGACCCGGCUCCUGUCCCGCCUAGCCGCAACAGUGGCCCCCUCAUGGCCGUCGCCGCUGGAGGAGCAGCAGGAUAUAUGACGGGCAGAAGGAGAGGCGACGAUCCGUCUUCAUCCGAAUUUGGAGACAGCCCCGAGUCGGAAUCCAGAGCUGGUGUUCUACGGCCCCCUCCCACUAACAUCCGGAGGACGGGGUCUCUAUCUAGUAGCUCAGUCCUGGCGGAUCCGCAAUCGCCAACGAGCGCCGGAAUGUCGUCUCCACAAGGCAUGGCCAGCCAGCAAUCUGAGCAGCUGCCAUUCUUCAAGGAUUACUACUCUCAAGACGACAUCCACCCCGGUGAUAGAGUCGCUACACUCUGGGCCUAUCAACCCCGUGCCCCCGAUGAAUUUACUCUCGAACGCGGCGAUAUGCUCAAGAUUGUGGGUAUCUGGGACGACGGUUGGGCAACGGGUAUUCUGGUGGAUGAGCGGGCCGAUGAAUGGGAAGCUCGACGACAGGCCCAACGAGACAGCGGUGUUUCCAACACUUCUGGCCGGCAUCAGGACAAUUCGCCGCCCGUGAGCGGCGAGAUCAAGGCCUUCCCCCUCGUUUGCGUUUGCUUACCGGAACACUGGAGGAAAACUAUUGAAGGGGAUGUCUCGACAGAAGGUUCCAGCGCUCACCAAGGACACUCAUCUUUUUCAUGA
Colletotrichum tamarilloi is the source of this 1719-nucleotide messenger RNA. RefSeq names its product SH3 domain-containing protein. The coding region runs from base 1 to 1719 and encodes 572 amino acids. Gene Ontology annotation, molecular function: protein binding. Lineage: Eukaryota; Fungi; Ascomycota; Sordariomycetes; Glomerellales; Glomerellaceae. The record is from RefSeq and is a predicted model, not a curated record. The transcript is spliced from 4 exons.